Molecule: messenger RNA, 212 nt
Organism: Eimeria tenella
Lineage: Eukaryota; Apicomplexa; Conoidasida; Eucoccidiorida; Eimeriidae
Exons: 1
Source: RefSeq, a predicted model, not a curated record
CGUUCUUGAAGAACCACCGGGAGACGAUCGCGGAGCCGCUGGACGAGGAGACGAAAGGCUCGAGGUGUCUGUACACCCUGGAACUCCUCGUGGCCAUCAGCGAAAUUCCUCAUGAUCAAACUUUUCAAAUUUGUUUGGACUUUUGGUUUUCUUUCGCCGAAACCCUUCUCCAAGAAGUCCAGCAGGAGGCCAAGGCAAACCCCAAACCCUAA